Messenger RNA from Trypanosoma grayi, 1503 nucleotides. RefSeq lists its product as hypothetical. The record is from RefSeq and is a predicted model, not a curated record. Bases 1 to 1503 code for a protein of 500 amino acids. NCBI's taxonomy places the organism in Eukaryota, Euglenozoa, Kinetoplastea, Trypanosomatida, Trypanosomatidae. Gene Ontology annotation, biological process: negative regulation of TORC1 signaling. The transcript has a single exon.
AUGUCAACUGAGACUGGUGCAGAGGGGGAGAAGGAGGAGGAGCGGUGGUCUCGUCUCAUGGUUGAGGAGGGCGAACGCAUGAAGGCGUACGCGUCUGCCAUGCAUACCAUUGCUACCCGUUAUUGGGAUACUCAUGAGGACAAGAAGGAUGAUGAUGAUCAACCCAGUUCUCCUGCAGCUGCCGUGAAUUGUAUUCGUGAGAAGCGUCCACGCGAUACUGGAAGCGAGGGAAGUGUGGGUCAGCAAGUGAGGCACGUAUGUGAACCAUCGCAACAUAGCGACCGUGUUGAGUACUCGUUACAAUGCUUGGCUGAUUACUACCUCGGUGUUUGCUCACUGUCUGCACUAACUGGACGACAACAGCAGCAGAGUGGUGAUAACUCUUCUUUCGGAAGGAAAAACGGUGAAGGGUCUUUAACGAACCAUGAAGACACUGUCUUUGAACGGCUUCCCCGUAUUGUAACGAGUGCUGUCAAAGCAUGGCGUCGUGAAUUCUAUACUGCUAACGGCCGUCAAGCAAGUGCAGCAGAGGUCGAGGCCGCGGCAUACCACAUUCUUUUGUCGAGUAAAACACCAAAAGGGGAAGAAUGCACCAGGGGCAUGCUGUCCAAUUCUCUGCCCCGGAAGAAUGAAUUGCCAACUUACAUUGGCCACGGGUCUCGCUGGCUGGCUGCACAACUUGCGGCCACAUACAUGUCGAUGUCACGCAAUCAGGUCCGUCGUCGUCGUCGAUACUUAUGCUGCAGAUCUUCUGGCGGUACUGGCAGUGCUGGUUGUAGCAGUAAUGACUCUGGGGGUGAUGGUGAUGUGCCUCUAGAACCGUUGCCACUUCAAGUGCUCGAUGUUGGCUCAUGUUAUGGCCCGUUCAAAGGAAUGAAAAUUACAAACGGGGUAUUGCGAGUGCCUUUGGCAGUAACGGCGCUGGAUUUGUGCCCUUACGAGGGGAGCGAUGUCAUUCAAGGUGAUUGGCUUGCUGCCCGUUUCUAUGAUGUGGAGACGGCGGAAGACGUGAAACGUGACGAUUAUGACGAUGGCAGUGCCAUCGGGGGUGCGAUAACAGCCGGGAUGGAGCAGCUUGUGCGGACUAGUGAGAACACGUGUAGUGAUGAGGAGACACCUGAGAAAUAUUUUUCGGUAGCUCGGGGCCAGUUUGACGCCGUGCUCUUCUGCUUGAUGCUCUCGUUUCUUCCACACCCUCGAUUGCGAUACCGCGCAUGCCUCCACGCCCACUUGGCGCUCAAAGACGGUGGCCUGUUUAUUAUUGUGAGCACCCGCACGCAAGGAUCACGGCGCAGUUCUUGGAUCGAUGACUGGAUCGCGUGUAUCGAAGGGAUAGGGUUCACGCGUGUGCACAAGAACAUCAUGGGACAGAUUGUGGGCUUGAGUUUCCGCAAGGUGACAGCGACUGAGGAUGAUGGUGAUACAGGGGAGUGGCUGCAGCGCAUGAUGGCCCGUCCAGAGGCAGAAAGUGGCUUACGCAUUAUUGGCGAUGACUGCAUGUGA